Osmerus eperlanus (European smelt) is the source of this 1482-nucleotide messenger RNA. RefSeq names its product basic proline-rich protein-like. The transcript has 2 exons. The record is from RefSeq and is a predicted model, not a curated record. The annotation marks the transcript as partial. Lineage: Eukaryota; Metazoa; Chordata; Actinopteri; Osmeriformes; Osmeridae.
UCUCCUCUUCCUCCUGCUCCUCCUCCUCCCUCUCCUCCUCCUGCUCCUCCCUCUCCUCUUCCUCCUGCUCCUCCUCCUCCCUCUCCUCCUCCUGCUCCUCCUCCUCCUCCCUCUCCUCCUGUUCCUCCCUCUCCUCCUCCUAUUCCUCCCUCUCCUCCUCCCUCUCCUCUUCCUCCUGCUCCUCCCUCUCCUCCUCCUGUUCCUCCCUCUCCUCCUCCUGCUCCUCCCUCUCCUCCUCCUGCUCCUCCCUCUCCUCCUGUUCCUCCCUCUCCUCCUCCUGCUCCUCCCUCUCCUCCUCCUACUUUUCCUCCUGCUCCUCCCUCUCCUCCUCCUCCUCCCUCUCCUCUUCCUCCUGCUCCUCCCUCUCCUCUUCCUCCUGCUCCUCCCUCUCCUCUUCCUCCUGCUCCUCCUCCUGCUCCUCCUGUUCCUCCUGCUCCUCCUCCUGCUCCUCCCUCUCCUCUUCCUCCUGCUCCUCCCUCUCCUCUUCCUCCUGCUCCUCCCUCUCCUCAUCCUCCCUCUCCUCCUCCUACUCUUCCCUCUCCUCCUCCCUCUCCUCCUGUUCCUCCCUCUCCUGCUCCUCCCUCUCCUCCUCCCUCUCCUCCUGUUCCUCCCUCUCCUCCUCCUGCUCCUCCCUCUCCUCCUCCUACUCCUCCUCCUGCUCCUCCCUCUCCUCCUCUUCCUCCUGAUCCUCCCUCUCCUCUUCCUCCUGCUCCUCCCUCUCCUCCUCCUGUUCCUCCCUCUCCUCCUCCUGCUCCUCCCUCUCCUCCUCCUAUUCCUCCUCCUCCUACUCCUCCUCCCUCUCCUCCUAUUCCUCCCUCUACUCCUCCCUCUCUUCCUCCUGUUCCUCCCUCUCCUCCUCCCUCUCCUCCUCCUAUUCCUCCCUCUCCUCCUGUUCCUCCCUCUCCUCCUCCUGCUCCUCCCUCUCCUCCUCCUGCUCCUCCCUCUCCUCCUCCUACUCCUCCCUCUCCUCCUCCUCCUCCUGCUCCUCCCUCUCCUAUUCCUCCUGCUCCUCCCUCUCCUCUUCCUCCUGCUCCUCCCUCUCCUCUUCCUCCUACUCCUCCCUCUCCUCUUCCUCCUGCUCCUCCCUCUCCUCCUCCUACUCUUCCCUCUCCUCCUCCCUCUCCUCCUGUUCCUCCCUCUCCUCCUCCUGCUCCUCCCUCUCCUCCUCCUGCUCCUCCCUCUCCUCCUCCUGCUCCUCCCUCUCCUCCUCUUCCUCCUGAUCCUCCCUCUCCUCUUCCUCCUGAUCCUCCCUCUCCUCCUCCCUCUCCUCCUGUUCCUCCCUCUCCUCCUGUUCCUCCCUCUCCUCCUCCUCCUACUCCUCCUGCUCCUCCCUCUCCUCCUCUUCCUCCUGAUCCUCCCUCUCCUCUUCCUCCUGCUCCUCCCUCUCCUCCUCCUGUUCCUCCCUCUCCUCCUCCUGCUCCUCCCUCUCCUCCUCCUAUUCCUCCCUCUCCUCCUCCUACUCCUCCUCCCUCUCCUCCUCUU